UAGCAUUUGCGUCCUCGCUCGAUCGAUAUCGGCCUCUACCACCACUCUCUCGAAAUAUUAGAUAUAUAGUUGCAAUUUGUAUCAUUAACAUGUCGAUCGAAGCAGGUGUUACGGCGACUGCACCCACCGUGUCGGCCAUCGUCCUGACGGCGACGGUGGGGUGCCACCUUCUCAAGAUCAGCGGCUACUCGCAGACAAGGCUGGUCGAUAAUGGCGAACGCGUCGAGUCGGCCAAGUUCAAGGCGGCCGGUCACACCUGGCGCAUUGUCUUCUACCCCAACGGCAAGUACAGCAUGGACCAUGGCGCCUUCUCCUUCUACCUCAAGCUCAUCGACAGGUCCAAGGGCGUGGAUGCCGAGAUCCAAUUCAGCCUGCUGCCGCGGCAUGGCGCGGACAGCGGUACGCUCCCGUACAGCAAACCGGAGAUCAUGCACACGUUCGGGAGCGCGCGCCGCAACAGCAAGUGCGGGUUCAACUGGUUCAUCAGCAGGGACGAGAUGGAGACGCUGCAGAACAAGUAUGUCGGGGAGGAUGACGACUCCAUCAUCCUCUGUUGCGACAUCAAGGUGGUGAACAAACCGGCCAUCCAUCGCAUUGGCCUGAACGACCUAGGGGUGUUUUGCCCCUGCGAUGACGACACCUGCAAGCGCCUCCACAAGAGGUCGCUGCAGGCAGCGUCUGAUAUAGCUAUGGAGUCUCAGCCAUGUCUCGGUAUCAAGGGGGGGUUCAAAAGGCUUUUCUCAUACUUUCUAGCCUAAUUAGCACAGUUUAAUUUGUUCCAAGUCAUGCCUUAGUACGUACGUACAUCUUGAUAACGCAUGGUGUCCAUGUUCGGCGAAUCAAUUUCUUUUAGCAGUUAAUUCAUUUAUUAGGCUUUUAUAAAU
Oryza sativa Japonica Group (Japanese rice) is the source of this 884-nucleotide messenger RNA. RefSeq names its product BTB/POZ and MATH domain-containing protein 4. The record is from RefSeq and is a predicted model, not a curated record. Gene Ontology annotation, molecular function: protein binding. Gene Ontology annotation, biological process: protein ubiquitination. NCBI's taxonomy places the organism in Eukaryota, Viridiplantae, Streptophyta, Magnoliopsida, Poales, Poaceae.